ACUACGGCUACUUCUAGAUCUAGCUACGAGUGCAUGCAUGACAAUCACACUGACAUAAAUAGCUUCGAAUAAUAACACCGUUGAGGCUGAGAGUCUUGCUCUUGUGAUUUAAAUAUCAAUGUUGUUGACGUUUUUGUGGUCUGUAACUUUAACAAACAUUGCAGAAUAAUAAUUCAUCACUCCGAUAUUUAGAACAUUUUUCAUUUGAAAAGUGCAAACGGAGGACCUGCAACACACUGCACGCUCUUCAUGUGAAAAUAUUUUAUUGGUCAGUGUUGGUAUUACGCUCUCCGAUAAAUGACUUUGUGAACUUGAUGUCGAACUGUGUUUCAGUUUCAUCCAACAUCUAGUAUCCAUGGUGACUUGGUACUUGUGAGGUUAUCCUGAUACUGGACGAUUGUGCUUGCAUCCCGUGUUGAAACCAGUGUCAUGGCUACCGUUCCUCCGAGAUGGGUCGUUCUGUCAAGCGGGCUGUUACUUGUGGUCCUGAUCAGGGGCUAUGUGCAAGCUCAAAAUAUCCUGAUUAAUCCGAUGAUUGGGAAAGGCAGCCAUUUUUACGUAUCUGCUGCCAUUGGAGAAGAACUCAUUCAUCGGGGAUACAACGUCACUUUUCUCCUUGGAGGUGCUUUUUACGAUCAAGCUAGAAACAGCCGCUAUGGGGACAUGUUUCAUUGGGAAGUAUUUCAGCAUCCUAUACCUAGGCAAACAGUCCAUGAUAUGUUUGCAAACCUAACUAAACUCAUAUCGGACGGUGGCUUCCAACAGGAAAAAAAAAUUAUGACUGAGUUGAUGACGGCUCGCGUUAAUGAUUGUACUGCUCUUCUUGAAGACAAGUACCUGAUUGGACGUCUUCGGUCUGCCAAUUUUUCUGCAGUUUUAUACGAUGCGACGUGGGUUUGUGGAGCAAUGGUUGGGGAAUUACUAAAUCUACCAACCUUUGUAGUCUAUGCAUUUGCUAAUCCUUGUUUGGUAACAUCUUCUCAAGGAACACAUUUUCACCCAGCCUAUGUACCAAGCUUUAUGACACCUUACUCAAACCAGAUGAAAUUCAAUGAAAGAGUUGUAAACUCGUUACUUUAUAUCCUCGGAGCGUUGAUAGGUCAUUAUUACUAUGCUCCUUACAUAGGCUUGACCAAGCGGUUCAAUGUAUCAGAACCAAUGCUUCUUAUGGCGAAUAGUAAGCUUUGGUUAGUCAAUACCGAUAAUGUAGGAGAGUUUCCAUGUGCCCUAGCUCCGAAUGUCAUUCCAGUUGGUGGUCUUACCACAAGGUCACCAGAAGAACUGCCUUCUGAUAUAGAUGAAUUCAUCCAGGGCUCAAAUGAUGAUGGUAUUAUCAUCUGUUCAUUCGGAUCUUUUCUCAUUCUAGACCAGAAUAGUCUUCGUUUGAUUCGGGUAUUUUCAGAGGCGUUCGAUAGACUACCCCAAAGAGUAAUAUGGCUUUUGAAGGAACACCCUCCAUUUCCGAUUCCUGCCAAUAUCAAGAUCUUACCCUGGCUACCUCAAAAUGAUAUCCUUGGCCAUCGUAAAACAAGAGCUCUCUUCUUCCACGGAGGUCAAAGUAGCUAUUAUGAGGCCAUUUAUCACGGGGUACCUGUUGUUGUAAUGCCUGUAUACGGUGAUCAGAAGGAUAUCGGAGCAAGAGUCGCCAGUAAAAAAUUAGGAUUAAUAUUGGACAAAGAUUUGCUUACUGCGGAGAUUCUAUAUGACGCUCUUCAUGAGGUAACAACGAACAUUACUUAUACUAUACGGGCAAAAGAGAUGUCUCUUGCUUUCCGAGAUCGAAAAAUGAAGCCAGCUGAACGAGCUUCGUUUUGGAUUGAUUACGCAAUAAAACAUGGAACACAUCAUCUUGAGAUACCUCUUCGCAGUUUAAAUUUCUUCCAGUACUAUCUCAUAGAUGUCAUUUUAUUCGUCUUAUUGUUUUUGAUAUUAACUUUCUAUGUUUUAUUCAAGUGCCUCAUGUUAGUUCGAUUCUUCAUUUGUAAUUGUCAUAUAAAAUCCAAACUUGAUUAGUUUGGAAAUAUCGUUCCUUUUAUUUACUAAACAGGUCAAGAUUGAAUAGUUUCUUUACAUGUUCGACGGUAUAGGAUGCUAUAGUGAUCUUCUUCUUUUCCUCCUUUCUUUUCUUCUUCUUGUUCUUCUUCUCUUUCUUUUUUCUUUUUCUUCUUCUUGUUCU
This is a messenger RNA of Lytechinus variegatus (green sea urchin), 2176 nucleotides long. RefSeq names its product UDP-glucuronosyltransferase 2C1-like. Lineage: Eukaryota; Metazoa; Echinodermata; Echinoidea; Temnopleuroida; Toxopneustidae. The record is from RefSeq and is a predicted model, not a curated record. Bases 430 to 2013 code for a protein of 527 amino acids. The transcript is spliced from 3 exons. Gene Ontology annotation, molecular function: UDP-glycosyltransferase activity.